This is a messenger RNA of Galendromus occidentalis (western predatory mite), 2014 nucleotides long. RefSeq names its product collagen alpha chain CG42342. The transcript has 6 exons. NCBI's taxonomy places the organism in Eukaryota, Metazoa, Arthropoda, Arachnida, Mesostigmata, Phytoseiidae. The coding region runs from base 1 to 1545 and encodes 514 amino acids. The record is from RefSeq and is a predicted model, not a curated record.
AUGACUGUCGCUGCCAAACAGGCAGCCUAUACGGCAUUGACAAAACCGGGUCCAAGAUCUCGCCGGUUUCUGUGGUUUGCAAUUACUCUGAAUACGUGUCUGAUCGGAGCCUGUGCCGCCCAGCUGUUCUUCCAGCACCGCGAACUCGAGACUCUGCGCGCGGCCAUCGGAUCGUUUUCCGUUGAACAGAAUAAGCUCGAUUCCUUAGCUGUGACCCUUUCCCGACGCCAGCGAGAUACUCCGACCACGGGCUGUGCGUGUCCUCCAGGACGACGUGGCAAGCGUGGAGGCAAGGGGGAUAGGGGUGAACUCGGACCUCCCGGCCCCCCAGGGGAGCCUGGCAGACCAGGAUUCCCAGGUGCCAUCGGAAUAGAUGGGCCGCGAGGAGAGCCGGGACCCCCUGGUCCCAAAGGAGACAAAGGAGACGCUCACGUGAUCCUGCAGAGCCGCAAACGGUCCGUAGGAGCAACGAGACUGCACCAGGGAGGCGCUCUUGGAUAUAUGGAAGUGGUUGCGAUCAAAGGUGAAAAAGGAGAGCCUGGACCUGUAGGACCCCCCGGGAAGGGCGGCGAAGACGGCAGACCCGGCGCCGUGGGAUUGCCUGGCAAUUCUGGACCGCCAGGACCGAAAGGCUCUCACGGCGGCUUGGGUCCACCCGGCGAACCGGGACCUCCGGGUUCCCCAGGGGAGCCCGGGAGAGACGGCGAGGACGGUCUCUCUGGCAAAGAUGGAAUUCCCGGAUCUGUCGGCAUGAUGGGUCCGCCAGGACCGAAAGGGGAUCCAGGCCGUGUGGUGCAGCUUGAUUCCGCCGAUGGAAAGGUGCAAAUCGUCGAAGGUCCCCCAGGUCCUCAGGGAGAGAAGGGGGAAAUGGGAUCGAAAGGAGAUCGAGGCGAUCGUGGCGAAGAAGGAGCGCGCGGAAAGCGGGGAAGAAUAGGACCGAUAGGAAAACCCGGACUCCAGGGCGUAAAGGGCGAAAUGGGUCCCAAAGGGGAGCAGGGCGAGGUCGGCAAAAAAGGCGAACGAGGCGAGCGAGGUAUCCAGGGAGACGUCGGUCUCCCGGGUGCACCUGGCCGCAACGGAGAGAAAGGCGACCUCGGCUUACAGGGACCCCCAGGCCUCCCAGGAGCACCCGGCAGAGAGGGGGACAAAGGAACCCGAGGAGACAAGGGUGAUAUGGGCAUGAUGGGUCCCCCCGGUCUGCCGGGAUCUCAGGGCAAAAAAGGAGAGCGGGGCGACAGAGGUUCGGAUUCAUCCCCACAGUUUGCAGCGCACCAAGGUAUGAUCAACACGGAUACCUUCGAUCGCGAGUACAACAUGAUGAACAGCUAUAUCCCCGGUCCACCUGGACCCGCGGGUCCUCAGGGCCCCCCGGGAAUCAAGGGUGACAAGGGCGACAUCGGAGAGAAAGGAGAAUUUGGAGAAAAAGGUGAUUCAGGGCAGGAUGGCCCCAUGGGUCUUCCCGGUGUUCCCGGUCAGAAAGGAGAAGCCGGUACACGGGGACGGCCAGGUCGUAAGGGAGACCGCGGAGAGUCCUUCGCCUAUUAAGGGAUCUCGUGGAAAUAUUUCCCUCUUCUCAUUGUGUACAUAGCGAAUAAAUUAAAACGAGAGGCAGCGAAUAUCGACAGUCUCGCGGAGCAGCCGUACUCAUAGAGUCCACUGUGUAUAUUUCAUGUUUCCACAUUUCCAUAUGGCCUGCAUUUCCUCCAGAGCUGGUACCGGUUCUGUACACGGGCUCGACUUCGGUGAAGAAAAAGCUCGUCGCAUUCAUUCGUCGGAGAUUUGAAAGCUUCGCGAUCGCUCUCCGUUGUGGGUUUUCCGGAGAGAAUACUCAAUCCUUCACCCGCAGGCUUUCUGCGAGGGAAUUCUGUAUCGAACGCGAGCCCGUACAAACUAUUUAUUUACGAACACAAGUUGCAUAUCUCACCCGGAAUAAAGCCAUAGCCCGAAAUUUCUCGACUUGGCGGAGGUUCGAGACUGUUCUAUUGAGAGAAGACGAGGAGAAUUUCCGACUAGU